Paralichthys olivaceus (Japanese flounder) is the source of this 4981-nucleotide messenger RNA. RefSeq names its product GRAM domain-containing protein 4-like. Gene Ontology annotation, biological process: apoptotic process; negative regulation of toll-like receptor 9 signaling pathway. The record is from RefSeq and is a predicted model, not a curated record. NCBI's taxonomy places the organism in Eukaryota, Metazoa, Chordata, Actinopteri, Pleuronectiformes, Paralichthyidae.
GAUGACAUCACUUCCUGGUUGUGCAGCCGCUGGUCGCCCCGCCCUCAUCAGGGACAUUCGUGCCAGGUCCGGAGUUGAACCAACAACCCUCCUCCAUGCCUGGAGGUAUCGUCGGUGCAGAGGCGGGAGGACGGUCUGGAACGGGCUCAAGGGGAGAGUAGACCGGUCUGGAGCGGGUCCGACCCGGUGAGAACAGAAGGAGGCAAAGUUUGCUCCGGUGUCGGUUCACGUUUCUGUAGCUUGGUCGUCAGUUAUGUUCAGGUAGAGGCUAGUUCCACGGCGCUCGACAUGCUGAGGCGUCUGGACAGGAUCCGGUUCCGGAGCCAGAGACGGGAUGACUUCCUGGAUCUGGCUGAUUCGCCCAACACAUCUGACACAGAAUGCACCGAGGAGGUCAUGGUGAAACCUCACCUCUCUUCCAGAGACUCAGAGGAGCUGAGGGAAGUGGAGGGAGAGCAGCAAGGUGACUCUCAGGCAGGUCCAGGAUCAUUUUCUGCAGCUCUCCAAGAUGACUCCAGGACAGAUCUGAAUGAGGUCAAAGGGCACCUAGAAAUUGCCUUGUUGGAGAAACAUUUCUUAAACGAGGAGUUGAGGAAAGUUAAAGAGGAGUCCAACGUAGAUGCACUGAAACAGGAACUGGAGAAGGAGCGCUGCAAGCGAAUGGAGCUGGAGCAGAAGAUCAAUGACGUCCUUAGAUCCAGACUUGAAGACUCGCCAUGUCUGACACCUAAAGCCCCGCCCCUUCCUCCACCGCCAGGCAGCGGCACAGACAAACAGAAGGACACUCUGUCCAAUAGUUUCCUGAAAUGGCUUUAUGACCGUUUCGGGGUUUAUAUAGAAGACUUCCGUUUUCAGCCGGAGGAGCCGACGGUGGAGACAGAGGAGCCGCUGAGUGCCAAAAGGUUGACUGAAAACAUGAGACGUCUCAAACGGGGAUUUAAACCAGUGACCAACUUCAAGAGGAACCUUACCGCCUUAUCCAGCUGGUACUCGGUCUACACGUCAGCCAUCGCCUUCAUUGUCUACAUGUAUGCAGCGUGGCAUGGCUGGGCCAUCCCCAUGUUCCUCUUCCUAGCCAUCCUCCGGCUGUCCUUAAAUUACCUCAUUGCCAGAGGCUGGAGAAUCCAGUGGAGCAUCGUACCGGAAAUCUCAGAGCCAGUGGAGCCCCCUAAAGAAGACCUGACUGUGUCUGAGAAGUUCCAGCUGGUUCUGGACGUUGCUCAGAAAGCACAGAAUCUGUUUGGGAGGAUGGCCAACAUCCUGGAGAAAAUAAAGAAUUUGUUCAUGUGGGUGCAGCCAGAGUUAACUCAGAAGCUGUAUGUUGGUCUGUGGCUGGCCUUCGUCUCCUCCUGCCUGCUGCCAUACAAACUGCUGGGAUUCAUCAUAGCCGUGUAUGCAGGUAUAAAGUUCUUCAUCAUCGACUUCAUCUUUAAGAGUUGUCCCAAGCUGAGGCAGCGCUUCGACACCCCUUACAUAAUCUGGACCAACUUGCCCACCGACCUGCAGCUGAAGGAGCGCAGCAGCACCACCCUGAACAGACGGGUUACUUCUGCAGGGGGUCGAGGCAACCUCAGCACUGCAGCUCCCACAGGUGUGAGCCGAGACGAGGACGGAGGACGAUACUACAGCACCAAGAGAGGAGCUUUCCACGAAGUCUUCAGCCUGCCGGAGAGUGAGCGCCCCCUGACAAUGUGUGAGAACGGCUGGCGCUGCUGCCUCAUCAACAGAGACAGGAAGACGCCGACUGACUACAUCCGCAACGGUGUCCUCUACGUCACUGAGAAUCAUCUGUGUUUCGAGAGCUCCAGCUCCAGGUCUGGAUCCACCAAGAGGAACAAAGUCAUCAAACUGCUCGACAUUAAAGACAUCCAGAAGUACAAAGUUUUGUCAGUGCUACCUGGAUCUGGGAUGGGCAUCUCCAUAGCAACGCCAUCCACCCAAAAGCCGAUGGUGUUCGGUGCGAUGAUGCACAGAGAUGAAGCCUUCGACGCCAUCAACACUCAGUACAACAAGAUCUUGUCCAUGUCUACAGCCACCAGCCCAGAGACGUAAUAACACCUUCACAAGAUGGCUGCCUUCACACUACACUGGAUCUGUUUCACUUUUUCCACCAGUGACGUACUGAAACAGCUGCUGACUCCAGUUUGAGCUGCAGAUCAUCAAGCUGAACAAGUCAGUGUCUUUACAUUAGUGAUUGAUAAGAAAUGAGGUUUUUCCAAGUAUUAUUUCCAAUCACGGAUUUUAUAUCAAAUUGAUUCGAAUUAUAAAUUACUAUUGUCAAACAAUUAUACAUAAAGUUCCCACAAAAUAGAUCAUGAUAUGUCUGAUUGUAAAUCAAAGUGUAUGCUGGAAUUCAAAUAAAGUGCACAAACAUAUAAAAGCUUGUUAAAGAACAUGGGGGAGGGUGAGGGUUACCUGUACUAUAAUCAGAGCACUAAUGACUAAUUAUUUUCUGUUGCAUGCACCUUUUUUUUUAAAUUACUGUUAAAAUAUUCCCAAUUAAAUGCAACCCUUCCUAUUUCAAAUAAUCCCUCUGUUACUUGGUACUUGGCUUGAAAUCUAAAAAUCUCUGCAGGGAAACUGUUCACAAAUGUUUGUUUUGUUCUCACUGGAAAAAUCAAUCGUUUACAACUUAAGCGGAGUGCUGAAUUUGGAUUUUAUCUGAUGAAGCAGUUAGUGUCACGUCCAGCCCAUCAGUCAUCUGUGUCAUGUCAUUUCAGUUUAUUUCCAUUCUGGUGCACUGCACUGGAAAGUUGCACAUACAUGAUGGGCCUCAUGAAAGAACCAGUUGGUCAAACGAAUUUAAGGCACGUACCAGUGAUUUUAGAGAAUUUGUGGCUUCCAUGAUGAGUGUUUACACUUCGAUACGUACACAAUAGGUACAAAGAUGCCAAGUGGUUAAGAGCUGUGGUGCGACUCAUGAACAGCCUUUCUUCAGAGUGGAAUACACACUUGUUAGCCUUAAGGAUUAUAGUAUGAAUGAAUUAGGAGUUAAAUAUGAUUCGAGAAUUGCCAUUUGAUAUAAUCAAUAAAAAUGUCUGUAAAAACUGAAUAUGCUGUUUAUCAAAUCAUCAUCAUCAUGGCUUUCCAAUUCACUGAGUGUGUUUUAUAGAGUUCCUACAUUUCAGUAGCUGUUGGAUAACUCCCUGACAGCUGCAGGCUCUUUUUGUCCAGGACCAUCCUCUGUCAUAACACCUCAGUGUCACAUCACCUGUAACAUAAACAUAACUGUCAAUUUCCUAAACAAAGCUUGUUGGAAAAUAUGUCUAAACCUCCCUUGUUUUCAUCCUUUGUGUCUUCAGGGAAUGAAACGAUUGUUGUACUUUACAGCAGCCUUAUGAUCACUUAUUAUUACAGUGUGUUUUUAUAUGGUGGUUGGAGACUGUUGCUCUAUGCAACAUAAAUGUUUUACAACUAAUUGUAACAUUUCAUGUAAAUGAGAGAAUUAACCUCAGCUUUUAUGUUAUUUUUUUUAGCUAAAGGUACAUAUGUUGAAGCUAAGGAAUCAGAUACAACCAGCAAAACUGAAGUUUUAUCUUUUCUUUUUUAGCUUAUUCUUUUACUUCGGGUUUCUCUCACCAUCAGUAAGCUAAUGUAAGCUAUUUGUUUAACCUGAGAGGCUUUAAAACCGAAACUGAAGUUGUAUAUUUUACCUAACUAGUUGUUUAAGCAUAGCUGAUUGGCUAAGAGCUUAACAAUUGCAAACAAUUUAAAUAUCUGAAAUGCAAGUUUUACUGAUCACAGCACUUGACUUUUGGCUUUAGCUUCUUUUCAUGCUGAUCAACACUUCUUCUGUUCUGUUAAGCUCCUGUUUCAAAAGUACCUUUUUUUCUACCAUCAACCUAAUCGGCUAAAGCUGAACAAGCUACAACAACCCAAUCACGUUCUGACCUUUUUUUUAGGAAGCCAGUACGUUGCUCUAACAAAUGACCCGUUGCCCUCACGUUACCAUCAAUCUAAUCUAAUCACACAUCAUACACAUAUAUAUUAUUAGCAUUAUUUAUUUGUUUUCUCUGUCGGGCUUUUUAAGAUUAGCGCUAACUGAUAAAGCAUGUUUUUUUUUUGCAGAUUAAUGAAAUAUUUCCUAAUAUGCAAAAGUGCAAGAAAAUUUUAAAAUGUCUCUGUCCUUGCCGAUCACUGCCGAUCUAAAACUGUGGUUUUCUGUCCCUUUGAGAACAGAAUGUGCGAAGUGUCAUUGUGAAACUUCUGCAUUUAUAAUUUUUAAUUUGAAAUCAAUUCAUUUCAAUUCUUGUACUGAUAAUCAUUUUCAUUAUAGAUUCAUGUGUGACAAUUAUUUUUUCAGUCAAAUAAUUGCUUGGUCUAACAGUAUAAAGCCCAAUUAUGUUCACUGCCAAAAACUGAAAAUGGCUCAUUUGAAAAUCUGGAACCAUGUAAUGUUUGAAAAAUUACAAUUAUUAACAUUCUGUCAAUUGACUAAUCAAAUAUUUUUGCAGAUGCUGUUUCAAUUAAAUUGCUAGAAAUGUGAUAUUUUGACUAAAAACAAAAAUUAAGGAAGCUUUUUUACUACAAAGUCAAAAUAGUAAAUUUUUUCUUCAUGAAACAUUCAGAUUAAAGGAAGCAGUUUCAUAUUCAAAAGUUUCAGUGUAAAGAAGUUUAGUAAAGAAAAAGUGCAAGGUUUUAUAUAUAGUCUCACUCUGGCAGUUUUUGGCUCUUUCAUUGCCAAAUAUUUUUAUAUCUUGCUUAUCUUUAAAAUAUUUUCCAGUCUUCAUUUUUGCAAUAUUGACAUGGUAACCAUGUAGUGUCAUUUAAUCUUUCUCGACUACCUUACCUUUAACUCCUUUAUCUUCUUCAAGUUGUUUGUGGUUGUUUUUCCUUCAGUUUAGGUCAAUUCUGUCGAUCUGUUCAGAUGUAAGGGUUUUAUAAAGUGCUUUCAUUGUAAAAAAUAGCUGUAAAGUUUUCAAAUGAAUUGAUGUUUUGUUAUUAAAAUGUGAUGUACAUUUCUUUUCUAAUUUAAGUAAAA